AUGGCGGGUUGUUCAUCGGGGAUUGGAUUAUCACAUUUUGUGAAUUUGCAAAACGAGGUUAUAUUGAGGACGCCUCGGAGUCGGAAUGUGAUGGUUGUUAAAGUUCAAGUCUUGAAUAAUGUAAGAAAUAGUACACCGAUUCUGUAUAAGAAGAUAAAAAGACUGUUUAUGGUCAUGAAAUCUGGUGUAGUAAGGACCCCAGUUUCAAAUGAAAGGGACAGUUCUUCUCUAGGGAAGGAUAUUAGGAUUCUGGAGAUAAACAACGAACCAAAAAGUCAUAAUGGUGGUGGUGGUGGCGGUGGUGGCAAUGGGGGAGGGGGAGGUGGUGGUGGUGGUGGAGAUGACAAUGAGGAAAAUGAAUUUGGGCCUAUUCUGAAGUUUGAGGAGGUGAUUAGAGAAAUUGAAGCUAGAGGGGCUACUCUUCCUGCUGAUAUGUUAGAGGCUGCAAAGAGUGUGGGGAUUCGCAGAUUGCUUCUGCUCAGAUAUUUGGACUUGCAGGGGUCAGUGUGGCCACUGGGAUUUGCAAUGAGGUCAUGUUCUAUGCUUCGGAACCGAAUGUUGGUUGAUCCAUCGUUUCUUUUCAAAAUUGGAACAGAGAUAGUUAUUGAUUCUUGUUGCGCAACAUUCGCUGAAGUACAAAAGAGGGGCAAAGAUUUCUGGGCAGAAUUUGAGUUGUAUGCUGCAGAUCUUUUGGUUGGGGUGGUUGUUAAUGUUGCUUUGGUUGGUAUGCUAGCACCCUAUGCACGAAUUGGUCAAGUGUCUGUAUCUCAAGGUUUCCUUGGACACAUACAGCGCGCUUAUGGGGCUCUGCCUAGCAGUGUAUUUGAAGCUGAGAGGCCCGGAUGUAGAUUUACUGUGAAUCAGAGAAUUGCUACUUACUUUUAUAAGGGCGUACUGUAUGGAUUGGUUGGCUUUGGAUGUGGUAUAAUUGGUCAAGGCAUUGCAAAUUUGAUAAUGACUGCCAAGCGUUUUGUUGAGUUUUCUGCCACUCCUUUGAAAAGAGUAGGACAAGCAGCUGCACCAAGGACAAGCUCACCAAGAAUUAGCAAAACUUCACUGAGUAUAAAGAAAUCAGAAGAGGACAUACCCGUUCCACCUCUGUUGAAGAGUGCAGCACUCUGGGGCGUUUUUCUUGCAGUCUCUUCCAACACCCGUUAUCAGGUUAUAAAUGGUUUGGAGCGCUUGGUAGAAGCAUCUCCAUUGGCAAAGCAAGUACCUCCAGUUGCUUUGGUUUUUACAUUUGGUGUACGAUUUGCCAACAAUAUCUACGGUGGGAUGCAGUUUGUGGACUGGGCAAGGUGGAGCGGCGUGCAAUAA
This is a messenger RNA of Ilex paraguariensis (yerba mate), 1317 nucleotides long. The record is from the annotation of a GenBank genome assembly. Lineage: Eukaryota; Viridiplantae; Streptophyta; Magnoliopsida; Aquifoliales; Aquifoliaceae.